This is a messenger RNA of Arctia plantaginis, 951 nucleotides long. Lineage: Eukaryota; Metazoa; Arthropoda; Insecta; Lepidoptera; Erebidae. The record is from the annotation of a GenBank genome assembly.
AUGGAUCUUCAUAGGCCAGUUGACCCGAAUAAGACUUACGAAGAAUUAACGUCAGAGGAGAAGUUAAGGUAUGAUCACCAGAAGCUGCACGAGUUGCAUCGAGGCCAUGAAUCGAUGCACACCACAAUGGUGAUGAUCCUCAUCAUCACACUCAUCGUGGCACAGGUGGUCGUCAUGGAGUGGAAGAAACGACAUUAUAGAUCUUAUGCUCUGUUCACGAUGAUUGCCAUGUGGUCGAUACCAGUGCUGAUGAGCGCCAAGAACCAGUGGUGGAGGUUCAUCAUCAUUUGGAGCAUAUUCACUAUGCUCACAGCCGUAGUUAUAAGGAAAUCUACAAAUAAACCUAUGUCUGUUACUACGCCUAGGUUAGUGUACAAAUGGUUCUAUCUAAUAUACAAGGUGAGUUGUUUCAUCGGUGUGGUUGGGUACAUACUGAUGAUGCUCACCUUCUUCGGGCUGAACCUGGCCUUCGGGCACAAGCCUCAACAGUGGAUGGACGUGGCGUUGAUGCUGCUGUUCUAUGGACUGUACUUCGGUGUGCUGGGGAGAGACGUAGCUGAAUACUGCAGUGAUAAAAUGGCUGCGUCUAUAGGGUACUACACCCAGGAGGGCAUCCCGACGCGCCAGCUCGAGAGCAACGUGUGCGCCGUGUGCGGGAACCUGCUGCUCGUCGACGUCAACGAGGAGGGAGUGCUCGAGAAUACAUACAAGUUGACCUGUGGCCACGUGUUCCACGAGUUCUGUAUACGAGGCUGGUGCAUCGUGGGCAAGAAGCAGACCUGCCCCUACUGCAAGGAGAAGGUCGACCUCAAGAGGAUGUUCACAAAUCCCUGGGAUCGACCCCACAUCUUGUACGGCCAGCUCUUAGACUGGAUCAGGUGGCUGGUGGCGUGGCAGCCUCUCAUACUGUUUCUAGCUCAAGGCAUCAACUGGCUCUUCGGGCUGGAAUGA